AUUUCAUGUAAACUGAGCUGGGGGCGAGAAAAAAGCGACCCAGGCAUCAGCAGCCUCCUCCGGGUAGAGGAGGAGACCCAGCCCGGACUUUGACAGCUCCGUGCGGACGUGUCAGCGACCAGUCAACCCAGUGACACAGCCAGCUUACACGGUUCGUUACCGGGGGGAAGAUGCUAAGCUAACUCCCUCAAGCUAACUGUCUAACAAAGAUAAGCUUGAAGCUAACCUUGGCAGCACUGCUAAAACAAAAAGAAAAAAGAAUGACGUUGAACUAGCAACUUGUUAGCUGGCUAGCGGCUGUGUGGUGGCUAGCCAGUGUUAGCAUCCACACUGUGUCACCCUGGCAUCCCUUUGGCUAACAUUACGAGGUGUUAUCAGCUGUAGCCUGUUGUUCUAACACGGAUAGCGGUCAGCUGGAGGCGUGUGUGUGUGAUGGACGCAAGAAGACAGCAUCAACUACAGGACAUCCACGGUGGAGACAUGGGACAUGGAGUUGGACUCUCCACCGGUAUGAACAUCACUGGGGCCGAGCAGGAGGACACCUGUGCCCGCUGGACUGCUUGAUUUUCUGUGGGCGUUGGACAAAGGACCGGAGCUUCAGUGUCCACCUUCACCCGAGGCUAGAACACAUGAUGGGGACAAGAAGGACACUUCUCAGGGUCCACGCUGCUGACACUGGGAUGAUGAUGAUGAUGAUGAUGAUCAAGACCCUGCUGAUCACCAGUCUUCUGGGCUGGGUACAAUGUCAGGAGAGCCACAGCAUGACACCAGAGGAGAAGACCGUUAUCAGGGACCAAAUUGUUGAAAUGUUCGAUCAUGCUUACGGGAGUUACAUGAAAUAUGCCUAUCCAGCAGAUGAACUGAUGCCUCUGAGCUGCAGGGGGAGAGUCCGGGGCCAGGAACCCAACAGAGGGGACAUCGAUGACUCCUUGGGAAAGUUUUCUCUCACAUUGAUUGACACUCUUGAUACCCUGGUGGUCUUAAACAAGCUUGAUGAGUUUGAGGACGCAGUGAAGAAGACUGUGAGUGAAGUACGCCUGGACAACGAUGUGGUGGUGUCUGUGUUUGAGACCAACAUCAGGGUUUUGGGAGGGCUCCUGGGGGGCCAUGUAAUGGCGGACCUGCUCCGUCAGCGUGGUGACAGGAUGCAGUGGUAUCAAGAUGAGCUCCUGCACAUGGCCAAAGAGCUGGGCCAUCGAUUACUGCCUGCCUUCAACACCACAAGUGGCCUUCCCUACCCUAAGGUGAAUCUGAGGUAUGGUGUCCAGAACCCACUGUCACGCACAGGCACUGAAUCGGACACCUGCACAGCCUGUGCAGGAACAAUGAUCCUGGAGUUUGCUGCCCUCAGCAGAUUGUCAGGAGAGACUGUGUUUGAGGAACAUGCCAGGAAGGCUAUGGAUGUCCUGUGGGAGAGGAGACAGAGAGGAAGCGACUUGGUUGGGACUGUCAUCAACAUCCAUAACGGAGAAUGGGUCCGAAGGGAGAGUGGAGUUGGUGCUGGUAUCGACUCGUACUAUGAAUAUCUGAUGAAGGCCUAUAUUCUUCUCGGUGAUAAUGUUUUUCUGCAGAGGUUCAACGUUCACUACAGUGCAAUUAUGAAGUACAUCAGUCAGCCUCCCCUGCUGCUCAAUGUGCACAUGCACAACCCCACUGUGAGCGUGCGCAGCUGGAUGGACUCCCUCCUGGCAUUCUUCCCCGGCUUACAGGUUUUAAGAGGAGAUCUGAAACCUGCCAUUGAGACUCAUGAGAUGCUUUACCAAGUCACCAAACAGCACAAGUUUCUUCCAGAGGCUUUCACUACGGAGUUCAGAGUUCAUUGGGGCCAACACCUACUGAGACCAGAGUUUGCAGAAAGCACCUACUACCUCUAUAAGGCCACUGGUGACCCCUAUUACCUCAGGGUGGGUCAGUCCAUUGUGGAAAAGCUCAACGCCUACACCAGGGUGCCUUGUGGGUUCGCUGCUGUUCAAGAUGUCCGCACUGGGGCACAUGAAGACAGGAUGGACUCCUUCUUCCUGGCAGAGAUGUUUAAAUACCUCUACUUAAUGUUUUCCGAGAAGAGCCAAUUGCCAAUCGACAUUGAUGACUACAUCUUCACCACAGAGGCUCACCUCCUCCCUGUCUCUCUCUCUAUCACCCAGCCGCCCUGUAAAGGAAACAUUACGGAGACUGUUCCUAUUUCUCAAGAAGAAGAUCUGUUCACACACUCCUGCCCCAGCACAGAAACGUUGUUUCCCAAUAACCCUUCAUUUGCCAAAACCAUCCGGGACGGCUUCAAAUAUCUCACUGGGGUGGGACGAGUCUUCCGACCUUUACCUGUCAGGGAAAUUGAACUGCCUCUCCAUGAUAACGGCAUGGAGCCGGUGGAGUUUUUGAGAAGCAUGGGCAUCUCUCUCACUCCACUGCACGAGGUCACAGCAGGGGACGCUGGGAGUCGGAAGCGGCAUAAAGGAGUAUACAGGGUGAAACUUGUGGCAGAGUUGAGCCAGACAUUGGAUGAGGAAGAGGUGGUGCCUCAUAUUGUUCAGCUCAUAUCUCCCCCGUUUCUGGGCCGGACCGUCCUCACAGCCGGACCUGCGAAGUUUGGAAAGGACCUCUCCAAACAGGAGCAUGGGGUGAAAGGCAGACUUGUGAAAGUUUCCCCCUACACUGCCUGUGGGCCAAUAGAAAAUGCAGGUGAACUUGAAGGCCACAUUGCUCUGGCGCUGCGCGGCGACUGCAUGUUUGCUGCAAAGGCUCGUUGGCUACAGGAGGCCGGAGCCAUAGCAGUCAUCUUUGUAGACCACCGUGAAGGAAGUAACAGCGAUGAGACUCCCCUCUUCCAGAUGGUUGGAGAUGGAGACUCCACUGAAGACAUUAACCUGGCUUUGGUCUUCCUGUUUAGCCGUGAGGGCGCAGUGCUCACUGAUGCUCUGGAGGAACAUCGCAAUGUGGAUGUGCUGCUGCUGCCCAAGGAGAGGCAGAUGGGACACGAUAAGGUAGACAAACCUUUUGGCAUGAACAUCAAACUCCGCCUCUCAGAGGAGGGGGAGCUGGAGGACGGGGAAGCCAGAGGACCCACGCUGGAGUUUAUCUUGGAUAAAGAAGAGUUGCUUCUCCAAGAGGAAGAUGAGCUCAGAGGAGAACAACCUUCACAGCAGCAGCAGCAGUUCUGCUCGAAGGCGACAGAGAAUGACAGGACUGAGCCAUGUUCAGCAGAUUCCUCUCGACCUACAAACUCUGGACCAGACAUAAAUCCCUGAUCAUGAAGCAGCCAAGUUUCCGAACACUGAUCCUUGUCAGUUUCCGAGUGGCAUGUGCCUCGGAGCCCCUCACUGCCCCACAUGGAGCCCUAACUGACCCAGCCUGCAUGUUUACAGCCAAGCAGUGUGAAGGCCACACUCGUAUCCUGCCUUGACUUUGAAACAUGGUUCUGUAUUUAUUAGGCGGUCGGUCAGUUGUAGCUUUUAUUCCGUGUGGUGCAGGCGAUUAAACUUAAGUAGUUUAAAGACAUAGAAGGUGCACACAGUGAUUAUGACAUAGAUCAUUAACAACAAUUAAAACUUACCUCACCUUAGAGGAGAAGAACAUAGAUAAGGCAACAAAAAACGCCAUGUUUUUAUGCAAUGCAGUUUGUUUUUGAUCUAGAUUGCACCUUUCACAUGAAAAAGUACUGUUAAAUAUUCUGUGACGAUGAAUUAUUUGGCCAGUAGGUGGUGUUAGCGGCUUUUACCUCGCAGUAAUAUAAUGUUGGCAGAUGAAGGAAAAGAACUGGGGCCAAGUUGGAGAGUUUAUUUUACUUUUUAAUAGUAAACGACUUCAGGGAAUUUUGUGUGUGUGUGUUUUGCUAUAGUGUGCGUGCAAGAUGUGUAACAACUGUAAUACCUGAGAAAGCAUCUCUCCUAAAACAACGCGAUCAUUCAAAACCCUCUCAAACCUUUACAUAGUUAUCAUCCAGUGAAUUCUUCAUGAAUCUUUUUUUAAGUCGUAAUUAAUCAUCCCAUCAUAAAAACAUCGUAAAAUGACCAAAGCUGAUUUUCUUGAAAAGAAUGAAGUGUGCAGUUGCUCUGCUUCGCUCCAGAUGCAGUAACACAGGUUGGUCUGCGGUCUCUGACUGCUUUGCACUUUGAAACACGGGUAUGAUCAUCUGUGUUAGAUCCAAACAGAAAUGACCAUUCAGCCUGUCUUUGCAUUUGUUUGUGUGAUUGUGUGUGUGAACUUGUACUUAUAUAUUUGUGAGGACCAUUUCGAGCAUAGACCUUGAGUGAGGACACUUUCGGUCCUCACUUUUUCAAAGGCUUGUUUGAGGGUUAAAAGACUUGGUUUUAAUGUUCAAAAAUUUGUAGUGAUGGUUAAGGGACUGGCAAAUGCAUCAUGCCAAUCAGUGUCCUCACUAAGAUAUAAGUAGAAGAAUGCGUGUGUGUGUGUUGCCUUAGCGAUGUCCGUAAGGAAUGCUGGAGUACAGCAAGUAUUGCAUCACAAGAAAUGCAAACUGUAAAGAUCAAUUGUUGUAAUGUACAUUGUUUCAAAACCAUGACUAACACAACUGUACUCCACUAAUCUCUUGGAAGGAUAAUUAUCUAGUUUUUGUUUUCAAGAUUUAAUUUAAGAUUUAAAGUUGUUUUUUUUAAAUGAGAAAUAUAUUAGUCUUUCCCUCAUUCACACUCUACACUAAUGUCAUUGUUUUUGGGGGCAUUAUUAAGUAUAAUGAUUUCAUGCAACAGUUGAGAACGAUGCAUCACGCUUUAAUUACUUUGUUCAUAUUCAAUCGCUUUUUUCUCACUAAUAAUUUGUCGCACGUGUUUUGGGGUUAUUGUGGUACACGAGAUGUGAGCUGUAGUUUGUGUGGGAGAAGCAGUGUGUGUUUUCUGUCAUGUUUUGUACAGUCGUCUUUUUCCGGAUGCUGCUGAGUUUAUUUCUAGUUUUAAUCCAACAUGACUUUUUAUUUUUGUGUUGAGCCUGUAUGAGGCACUGCCCAACCCAUAUACCUCAGGACUGUGUGUAACUUAUCAUAGGAAAAAGGAUCAUGGACAGGGAGGGGGGGUCUUUUUUGUAUAUUAUUACAUUUCAGGCUAUUUAAUUUUAAUUCUGUAUUCUUUGGUUUCUGUUGAUCAGUGGCUGAGGGUGAAUAAGUGCCAAAAGAGAUGCAUGACAAGGCUCCGGUUUCCUUUUCCAUAUCCUCUGUCUGUUCAGUUUCUGACUGUGAGCUCAGGCGGUGCCGUCAAUAAACUCAAAAAUCACAGUUUCAA
This is a messenger RNA of Limanda limanda (common dab), 5231 nucleotides long. RefSeq names its product ER degradation-enhancing alpha-mannosidase-like protein 3. The record is from RefSeq and is a predicted model, not a curated record. Gene Ontology annotation, molecular function: calcium ion binding; mannosyl-oligosaccharide 1,2-alpha-mannosidase activity. The transcript is spliced from 21 exons. Bases 630 to 3245 code for a protein of 871 amino acids. Lineage: Eukaryota; Metazoa; Chordata; Actinopteri; Pleuronectiformes; Pleuronectidae. Gene Ontology annotation, cellular component: membrane; endoplasmic reticulum. Gene Ontology annotation, biological process: carbohydrate metabolic process; mannose trimming involved in glycoprotein ERAD pathway; endoplasmic reticulum mannose trimming.